Messenger RNA from Thrips palmi, 858 nucleotides. RefSeq lists its product as uncharacterized. NCBI's taxonomy places the organism in Eukaryota, Metazoa, Arthropoda, Insecta, Thysanoptera, Thripidae. The transcript has 2 exons. Bases 1 to 477 code for a protein of 158 amino acids. The record is from RefSeq and is a predicted model, not a curated record.
AUGGCGGUGCGGGGCGCGGACGGCGCGGACAGCCAUCGGCGCGUUCGGAGGCAGAACGGCGAGGUCGUGGAGAGCAUCUUCCAGAUCCCGAUCUCGACGCUACAGGCCGUGUCCAAGGCCUUCACCACGGGCAUCCAGACGUUCCAGCGAGGCCGUGAGCAGUUCUACCAGGCGAGCCGUCCGACGGGCGGGGGCCUGAACGCCGCCUACAACUACCAGAACGGCCUGAGCAGCAUCAACUACCAGCAGUCCAGCAAGCCGUCGGCGGCGUACAGCCCCUACAAGCCGGCCUACAACGCGUACAAGCCGGCCUCCGGCGCCUCCAGCAGCGCGGCCUACUCGCAGGCCUACGCCGUCCUCAACAGGCCCGGCUACGUCCUGUACAACUACAACCGGCCCCGCGCCGCCGGGCAGUCGCAGGCUGCCAGCGUGGCAGGGGUGGCGCCCCAGAGCGACGGCUCCAGCUACAGAAUUUGAAAUCCGCGCCAAAGCGUCCCUCCACGACACCUCGCGGGCAGCCUUUUUAGCGUUCUUCGUACUCGAGUCAUUAUUUUUAAUUGUCACACGAACCAUUCCGCGCGCGUUCGCGGCUUUUUCAUCAUUUUCAUUCGUUUCUUAAAGUAUUCUGGUGCGUCCUUGCGGUGAAGCGGUCAAAUUUAGAACUUUAGCGCGGAAUAUGAAGAGUGUUUUUAUCAGUGGAUGUCGCCGGGGCGUGCCGUUCGGAUGGCGUUCCUUGAUUGACUUCGGCGCGCAGGUGGCUGUCUGGUUCCGUUCCUGUGUGCGUGGUGCCGUGCCGCCGCGUACCGCCGUGUCAACGGACGGUCGCACCAUGCCGAAACUCUAGACGCGUUUUGAGCU